CUAGAUGUGAUGUCACCUCCCACAUCCAUCUCGGUCAUUGCUGCGGACACCCCGGCUCCGUUCAGCCGCUACCAAGCCCAGAAUUUUACCUUGGUCUGCCUUGUCUCUGGUGGAAAACCAGCCCCCACGGUUUACUUUAAAAGGGAUGGAGAAUUGAUACAGGGGGUCCCGCUGACGGAGCCGCCGGUCAACGCCGCCGGGUUGCAGGACAGCCGAGCUGCCUGGAACUUCUUCCAACGGGACUUGGACGACACCAAGAUGCAGCGGUCCCUGUCGUUGCUGAACAUGGAGGACCGGGGCGGGAGGCUGUACACCGAGGACCCCUUCCAAGGCCUCACUCCCGACUGGGGACUGUUGCUCAACCCCACGACUGAGAAUAUCCCCGAGACUGUGGUGAGCCGGGAGUUCCCGCGUUGGAUCCAGAACGCCGAUCCCAUGUAUUUCUUCCACCACACUCACAUCCCCAUCAGCGACGGCACCGUGGAGGUGCGGGCCAUGCUUAUGUGGACCCUUAAUCCUCAGAUAGACAAUGACGCGCUCUUUAGUUGUGAGGUCAAGCACGACGCCCUCUCUAUGCCCAUGCAGUCCGAGGUGACUCUAGGUAAGGGUCCAGAAGCCGCCUUCCUGGGUAGCGG
This is a messenger RNA of Notechis scutatus (mainland tiger snake), 635 nucleotides long. The record is from RefSeq and is a predicted model, not a curated record. NCBI's taxonomy places the organism in Eukaryota, Metazoa, Chordata, Lepidosauria, Squamata, Elapidae.